AUGAGUGGCAAAGUUGUGAAGAAAGUGCGCAAUGGUUCUGGGAAGAACUCGGAGCUCAAGUCUUUAGUUGAAAAGGUCAAACAGCACACUGCAGCCGACAGGAAAGAGACAGAUAAUCAAGACGAUGAGGAGCCAUCUGCCGAAGGCCAGUCAUCAGAGGACGAGUUAUUAGAUGAUGAAGAACCCAAACAGGAAGAAGACGACGAUGGGCAGCUUUUCCAAUCGUUUUCAGAUUUGAAUCUUGUUCCUGAACUAAUUGAGGCCUGCGAAAACUUGAAGUACGCUAAACCAACGCCCAUUCAGGCCAAAGCCAUUCCUCCGGCAUUAGAAGGCAGUGACAUUAUUGGACUCGCGCAAACUGGGUCUGGUAAAACGGCAGCAUUUGCAAUUCCGAUCUUAAACAAAUUAUGGCACGAGCAGCAGCCCUAUUUUGCAUGUGUGCUUGCUCCUACGAGAGAAUUGGCACAACAGAUCAAAGAGACAUUUGACUCCCUUGGAAGCAGUAUGGGCGCGCGCUCGACUUGCAUUGUUGGUGGUAUGAACAUGAUUGACCAAGCCAGAGAUUUGAUGCGCAGGCCGCAUAUUAUCAUCGCCACACCGGGCAGACUCAUGGACCAUCUUGAAAACACCAAAGGGUUUUCUCUCCGGAAACUAAAAUUUCUGGUAAUGGAUGAAGCCGACAGAUUGCUUGACAUGGAGUUUGGUCCCGUUCUGGACAAAAUCUUGAAAGUAAUUCCUACGCAGGGAAGAACGACAUACCUAUUUUCGGCUACCAUGACUUCCAAAAUAGACAAAUUACAAAGAGCGAGUUUGACGAAUCCCGUCAAGUGUGCCGUUUCUACAAAAUACCAAACCGUCGAUACUUUGGUUCAAACGCUCAUGGUGGUUCCAGGGGGUCUGAAAAACACUUACUUGAUCUACCUCUUGAACGAGUUUAUUGGGAAGACUAUCAUAGUAUUCACACGUACAAAGGCAAAUGCGGAGAGGCUUUCGACCCUUUGUAACUUGCUCGAAUUCAGCGCCACCGCUUUGCACGGUGACCUGAACCAAAAUCAAAGAACAGGUGCCCUGGACUUGUUCAAGGCCGGUAGAAGAUCCAUCUUAGUUGCAACAGACGUUGCGGCGAGAGGUUUGGAUAUCCCCUCGGUGGAUAUUGUGAUUAACUACGACAUCCCUGUUGACUCGAAAUCAUAUAUCCACAGAGUAGGGAGAACCGCAAGAGCUGGGCGGUCCGGAAAAUCUAUUUCGCUUGUUUCGCAAUACGACCUAGAAUUAAUUCUGAGAAUUGAAGAUGUGCUGGGCCGUAAGCUGCCGAAGGAAAACGUCGACAAAGGUCUGGUGUUAUCUCUAAGGGACACUGUGGACAAAGCAAAUGGUGAGGUCGUAAUUGAGCUUAAUAGAAGGAAUAAAGAGAAGAUCGCCAGAGGCAAAGGAAGAAGAGGAAGAAUGGCUUUUAAAGAAAACAUGGAUCGUGAAGAACAAUAA
Molecule: messenger RNA, 1485 nt
Organism: Lachancea mirantina
Lineage: Eukaryota; Fungi; Ascomycota; Saccharomycetes; Saccharomycetales; Saccharomycetaceae
Source: the annotation of a GenBank genome assembly